This is a messenger RNA of Cygnus atratus (black swan), 1248 nucleotides long. RefSeq names its product microtubule associated protein 6 (gene MAP6). The coding region runs from base 1 to 1248 and encodes 415 amino acids. The transcript is spliced from 4 exons. Gene Ontology annotation, biological process: microtubule cytoskeleton organization; positive regulation of axonogenesis; dendrite morphogenesis. Gene Ontology annotation, cellular component: Golgi-associated vesicle; axon; dendrite. NCBI's taxonomy places the organism in Eukaryota, Metazoa, Chordata, Aves, Anseriformes, Anatidae. The record is from RefSeq and is a predicted model, not a curated record. Gene Ontology annotation, molecular function: microtubule binding; calmodulin binding.
AUGGCGUGGCCCUGCAUCACCCGCGCCUGCUGCAUCGCCCGCUUCUGGAACCAGCUGGACAAGGCGGACAUCGCCGUGCCCUUGGUCUUCACCAAAUACUCGGAGGCCACCGAGCAGCAGCAGCAUCCUCAGCAUCCCCAGCACCCCCUGCAGCAGCAGCAGCAGCAGCCCCAGCCCGUGGUCCCCGCUCCCCCGCAGCGCCCCUCCGUCCCCAUCGCCACCCAGCCCGGUGCCGAUGCUGCUGCUGCUGCUGCGGGAGGAGGAGGCGGUGGGGAAGCGGCUCCCGGCUCGGCACGGCCCGGCCCGGCCCCGCACGCUUCUCCCCCCGCCGAUUCGGUGAUGCGGCACGACUACAAACCCUGGAAGGUGCAGCGGCCGGAGCCCAGCUGCAAGCCCAAGAGCGAGUACCAGCCUUCGGAUGCGCCCUUCGAGAAGGAGACGCAGUACCAGAAGGAUUUCCGCGCCUGGCCCAUCCCCAAAAGGGGGGAUCACCCGUGGAUCCCAAAAGCGGGACCCUCGCCGGUCCUCGGUCCGGAGCGAGCAUCCCCGGAGAAGCCGGCUCAGGAGAAGAGGAGGAAGAAGGAGGAAGACCCCGAGGCCGAGGAAGAGCAUCCCAAAGCCGGGGCCGGGAGGGAGAAGGGCCGGCAGAAGGGCGAGGAGCCCGGGGGGCAGCAGGCGGAGGCGGGCAGGGGCAGGGCGGCUGCCGAUGCCCUCAACAGGCAGAUCAAGGAGGAGGUGGUGGCGGCGGGGGUCAGCUCGUCCUACAGAAAUGAGUUCAGACCAUGGAUAGACGUCAAGCCUGUGAAAGCUAUAAAAGCCAAGGCCCAGUACAAGCCGCCGGAGGAGAAAAUGACCCAUGAAACCAGUUACAGCGCUCAAUUCAAGGGGGAAACCAGUAAGCCUGCUCCAGCUGAUAACAAAUUCCUGGAGCGCAGAAGGAUACGCACUCUCUACAGUGAACCUUACAAAGAACCUCCAAAGGUGGAAAAGCCUAGCGUAAAGCCUUCCAAACCAAAAAAGACCACAACAAGCCAUAAACCCCUGAAAAAGGCCAAAGACAAGCAGAUUGCAUCGGGCCGGGCUGCCAAGAAAAAGAGCGCCGAGACCUCCAACACAGCAAAACCAGAGGACAAGGAGAAAAGUAAAGAGAUGAACAAUAAACUGGCUGAGGCGAAAGAGACCCCUGAAAAAAACCCUGGUGCUACAGACCAAGAACCAAGUACCUUAGUGCAGGACCAAUGCACAUGA